Messenger RNA from Impatiens glandulifera, 1455 nucleotides. RefSeq names its product homologous recombination OB-fold protein. The transcript is spliced from 6 exons. The record is from RefSeq and is a predicted model, not a curated record. NCBI's taxonomy places the organism in Eukaryota, Viridiplantae, Streptophyta, Magnoliopsida, Ericales, Balsaminaceae. Gene Ontology annotation, biological process: recombinational repair. The coding region runs from base 89 to 1213 and encodes 374 amino acids.
AUUGGAAUGUUAAGAACCGUCCGUAAGAAAGUUACAGAUUGAAUCUUUAGCUCCCGCGUUCACAAGAUGCAAAGAGAGAGUUUGAAAAAUGGAGCAAUGGGAGGAACUGGAUGUAGAUGAUUCCGACCUUCCUUCUCUCCUCCGCCCUUGCAAGAAGCGCCAACAACAAGAAGAAACUUCAUCCUCAUUCUCACAUCCUUCUCCCGUUCUCACUUCCCCGCAAACUUCAACAGAAAACCCGCAAUUUCUAUCCCAAACCCUAUUCAAUCACCCAAAACUCCAAGUCCAGCCUUCUCGCCGCAUAAUUCCUGGACCUGCAGGUGCCGUUCAAGCUGCAAUGUUCCGCAAAGUCACUGAUGGUAAUUGUGAAGAUGAAUCUGUUUCUACUCAGGAUUACAUCAGGCGUGCAGUUGAAAACCCAGAAGACGAUGACGAUUUCAAGUGCAAUCCAUGGCUUUGUGCUUUGGAGUACAUCGGACUUGUUGAUGGCUCGCUUCCAGUUACACCUUUGAGCUCUGUUAUGAAAUGCUCAAGCGUUGGCAGAUUUGAUCAGGUUGUUGCCAUUGUUCAAUCUUGCACACCAAAUGGACUUGGUGAUCUUAUGGUGUCUCUGAAGGAUCCCACGGGUAUAAUUGGUGCUAGUGUUCAUCGUAAGGCGGUUUUAGAGAGUGUUAAUGGGAAGGAUAUAUCCAUUGGCUCUGUCUUAAUACUCCGAAAGGUUGCUAUUUUCUUGCCUUCAAGGUAUAAACAAUAUCUCAACAUCACACUGAACAAUUUGGUCAAGGUUAUUCCUCGGGACUGUGGGCCACCAAGAAAACAUAGCUACACCACAUCUACCGUCAAAUAUGCUGAUCUAAAUUGUAGCAAAGCAAGUUCAUCAAGAAUUGACAUUGACAUCAUUGAUAAUGGUAGCAAAGCAAGUUCAUCAAGAAUUGACAUUGACAUCAUUGAUAAUGGUAGCAAAGCAAGUUCAUCAAGAAUUGACAUUGAUAUCAUUGAUAAUGGUAGCAAAGAAAAUUCAUCAAGCCAGUAUAUACAUGUUAAUAGUCAAGCAACAAACACAGUUCAAAAUAAUGACAAGGAAAUUGAGCCUAAAACUGAACUUGGGAAACAAAGAGAGUCAUUGAACUCAAGAUCGCUUACAGAGUGGACAGACGAACAGCUGAAUGAACUGUUUGCCAUAGAUGACGAGGGUGAGAAUUUUGGCUUUUGAUUCUAAUACUUUUAUUGGCUGUUUACAUUGUAGAGUGAUGCAUGAUUAGCAAGUAGACAUUGAUAAUAACUGAACUGUUACUAAAAGCAAAGUUGUACAAGCAAUAUGCACAUGUUAUUGUUCUCUUAUGAUCUUUUGAGAAAGUGCAAGGGACAAAAAAUGAAAGCCUUAGAUGUAUCCAUGCAAGUUGUGACAACUUAGAAAACGAUAAAUAAGUGUCCCAAACUUAUUUUUUUACUGCC